CAGGAUGGAUUGAUUGAUUGAUUGGACAUCUUUGAUGAAUUCCACGUUGGAGCGAGACUUGAAAGAAUAUCAAAGACUUCAGUCUAUCAAAUAUUACAAACAGAAAUUGGAAAAGCCUCGUCCAGUCACACAGUUUAUAUUAGGUCGAGCAAACCAACCAGAUGUAUUACACAAAGGUUUGGAGCCAUAUAUUACGUUGGCGACACAGCGCUGGUUGCAACAUAGAAACCAGAUUUUAACAGGUAAUCAACCACAAGCAAGGCAUUAUAAUUCCUCAAAACUACUAUCUGAAAGAAAUAAGCUCGGAAGAGUUGGUCUUGAAGAGCAAAUAACUGUUACUGCCACCAACAACUGGCUGUGUCAACUUCCUCUAACUAUCACUCAAACAGUUUUGCAAAGUGGCCCGUUGUAUCGAGAAAUGGCUUCUACAAAGUAUGAUAACUAUUUGCAAGCUCUGGAGAGUACUUCUAAUCAACUGAAGAAACGUUUCCGCAGUGAAUAUUGCAGAAAUGUCGUUCACACUCAAAUACCCAUCGGAAACGAUAGCAGUCCUCAAGUGUUGCAAACAAUACCACAAGAAUAUGUUGAGUUGGCAACUUGGCGUUAUCAACAAUCUGUGAAAAGACAUAGUUUGGUUUCCUCAGAAAAUAAGGAAACUAAUCAACACUCCAAGUUGUUCACCUAUUCAGGAGGAAGGCUAGGAGGUGGACACGUUCCUUUGUUUCUAGGCGGAGACUAUUUCAAUAUGGAUACAAUAGAAGAUUAUCGCCAUUCAGCAGCGUAUUAUUACUGGCUUCGAACGAAUAUUCCAAGCCUCACCAAUCAGAGCGUCACUUGCGGUAAUAUCUCACCCGAGGAGGAGCAACUAUCUAUUUAUGCAGAAUAUAGUAAGAAGCCUGACUCUUUGUAUCGAAAUGAGGCACAUAAGAGAUAUGAACUAUAUUUACAAAGUAAGCGACCCAAGUUGAAGCGAGAAGAGUCAAAUUCAUUGUACUCGAAUAUAAGCAACGACAAUCUAUUUUUGUCGCAACCAGCAGUACUAUUCCAAAGAUCCAAUCCUGCCGUUCCCUAUCAUAUCCAUUAUGAGAGUGUAGACCGUUUGCCACUUUUUCACUCCAAAGUGAUGAAUCGUUUUUUUUAAAUGUAUUUUAGAAAACAUUUUUUGAGAACAAACAUGAUAAUCACUGAAAUGAGGACAAAAUAUUUAUAUUAUCAAGUCUUUCUAUACAAAAUGAGUUAUGGGAGAGGAGGAUUGGACUGAGAAGGAAUGACAUUCUUAAUGAUAUGGAUGAUGGUUUCCAUGUACUCUACAAGGGACUGCAACAUUGUAUUUAUCUCUUAGUGGUCUUGUUAUGAUGGAAGCAUAAUGGUGUUGUAAUGGAGGAAUUAGCAGUUGGAUAUUAUGAUUUUGUGUAGUUGUGUAACGUAAUGAAACCAUUGUUAGAUUAGUUGUAUAAAGGUACCUUGUAUGAUUCUCAAUAGUCUUUGCAGAUUCUUUCUCUUUUGAAAAUAUACAAGUUGAACAUUUG
Messenger RNA from Galdieria sulphuraria, 1529 nucleotides. RefSeq lists its product as uncharacterized. The record is from RefSeq and is a predicted model, not a curated record. NCBI's taxonomy places the organism in Eukaryota, Rhodophyta, Bangiophyceae, Galdieriales, Galdieriaceae. The coding region runs from base 35 to 1141 and encodes 368 amino acids. The transcript has 2 exons.